AUGCCACACAAGAGAUCCGUCGAGAAGCUGCUCGACGGCGCGCUGAAGCGCCACAAGAAGCUUGACGAGCGCGCCCGUGCGCGCGAGGAGACAGCAGCCGGCGCCCAUCGGCUGCUCGAGGAGCACUUGAACGGCGUCCCCGGCGUGGCCGCCCAGGUUGACAGAGGGAGGGUCCUCAUCGCCUUGCACAAUGCGGCCAACAUGGACCAGAUCACCGUCUCCAGCGAGGACCUGGACCUCACCAUGGAGCUGAGCAGGGUCAUCAACUUCGUGGACGCGGAGGCCGAAAUGCACAACCGCGUCGUCGUCUACGAGGAGCAGUUCCAGGCCAGGGCGCUGGCCGAGGCUCGGGUGGCGGUCGCCUCCCACGAGGCCGCGCUCGCCGAGCACUUCGCCGAGGACCGGGCCCGCGCGCAGACCGAGGUCGGCAGGGCCUUUGCCGCCGUGCAGGCCCGUGAAGGACAGUUGGUGGCCGAAUCCAUGGCCAUCGCGACCCAGAGCGAGGUGCACUUCAAGGGGCAGGCUAGGGAUGAGCUUCGGCAGUACGAGGCGUUCCUGCUGCAGCAGAGCACCCAGGACCAGCAUGCGUCUAUGAGGAGGUCUGUGCACGAGCUCGAGUUCUACUUCGACGGCAUUUUCCGCCAAUGGGUGCACGAGAUGCAGGAGGAGUACCAGGACCACCACCGUGCCGCGACGGCCGAGAUGAAGGCCGAGGGCCAUGCGGAACUCUUGAGGGCUGGGGCGCACAUCGGCGCCGCGCAUCACAGGACACAGGCGGAACUCCGCCUCGAGGUCGCGGAGAUCGCCUCUCUGCGAGCGCGCGCGGAGGCAGGCGAACGCGGCUCUUAUCGAGCAGCUCGCUACGCAUCACGCCGCCACGAGUUGCGUGAAGAGCAGCUUGAGGCCGAGAUCGGUGCCGUGAGUGACACCAUCCAGACCGAGAUGGCCGACCAGGACGCCCUGCUUCGCUGUGAACUCCGUGCGGCCGAAGAGGCAAUCGCCUCAACCAGGGCAGAGGCCCGAGAAGAAAUCGCCGCCUUCCGCGAGACCACGCAGGCGAGGGUCAAUGAGUGGGCAAAUUCGCUCGUUCAGCAGGGCGACGCCCGAUACCGAACCCUCGCCGAGGCGGAGAACGAGACCGUCGCCGAGCUUCAGGACGUCCAGUCCGAGCUGCAGCAGGUUGUCACGGAGGUGGAGGAGCUCAAGAUGGCAUCGUCGGCUGCCGGCGAGCGGCGGCCGGGAGUCGCCUGCCACGCUGAGGUCCCAGCUCAGCCUUCAUGGGGCGUGGUGCCCACAGCGACGCCGCACAUAACCCCCAUCGCCAUGCCAGCGGCCCCAGGCACGCAGCUGCGCAUGCGGCCGCGAAGCGACGGCGCCUCGCCCACAAGCACCAUACCGAUGACGAGCUUCGGAGGUCCAGAGAGGCUUCCUCAACCAGCGAGCCUGCGGCCCGCCAUCUCGCCUAGUCAGGCUGCGGCGGGGAUCCAGGCGCAGCCAGUCCAGCAGACCCGCUCGAUUGACGGCACGAGCUCCGAUGAGUCGUCGGGCGAGGAGUUCGCCCGGAAGCGCACGAAGGUGACGCAGAUUGACCUCGGUUCGCGUACCAUCCGAUACCUCAAGUACGCCGAGGAGUUCGACCAGCCAGACAUCAUGCCGCUGCUGGAGGUCCCGAGGACAUGGAAGGCCUUUGACGAGGAGCUAUUCGCGGCGGUGUUGCGCUACGCGUCUGGUGAGCUCAAGCGUUCCUUGUUGACCUACCGGGAGCAGUGCUAUCGGAGUGGGCGUGAGCCAUCUGGGAGGUACGCGUUCUACUGCGCACUCCAGAAGUUCACCCUCAAGCGCGGCACCGCGACCCAGGUCGACAUCUCGAAGCUUAUGGCGCACGAGUACAAGGGCGACCUCAGCCUCUACUUGGAUGGGUUGGACACGAUUCUCAUGCAGUUGAAGGACCCGCCUGAGGAGACGUUCCUGCACGCUUGCGUGGAGCCGAAGCUGCGGAAGUGCAAGCAGUUGGAGCUCGAUUUCAAGCUCUAUGACAGGGCGCCCGACGGCGCUGCGGAGAAGACCGUGCAGUGGCUAUAUGACGUGGCGCGCUCUCAUUGCCGUCGCAAGGAGCUGCAGGAUAUUCGGGAUGCUCUCCUCAAGCCCAGCCCGAAGGUCACGCCGAUCAAAGGCAAGGGCGACAGCAAGGGCAGGGGCAAGGACGGCCAUGAGGACAAGAUCAGGAAGCCAUGCGACAAAAUGGUGACAUCUGGCAGCUGCAGCGCCGGCAAGGAUUGCCGCUUCGCGCACUCGGGCCCCGAGUUCGACGCAGCCAGAGCCAAGGCCAAAGCGAAGGCGAAGCCGAAGGCUGAGCCCGAGACUACCGCGCACCCGAAGAUCCAGGGUGGACCGCCUGCUGGCACAGGAUCCGACGGCAGGCCCGCGCGGCCGCCUGGCGACUGCCUGAACCUGAAACGGAACAACACGUGCCGCUUCGGAGACAAAUGCGUCUUCCGGCACUUCUCCGAGCCGCCGUCCAGGGGCGACCAGAAGGCGAUCGAGAUGGGCGAGCCUGCGACGAAGCCGCCGCCUUCCACUCCUCCUACCGUUGCCUCGGCAAACGCCCCAGGAGGGCCGAGGAAACAGAUGAUCUGCAACGUCAGCCAGUCCGCGUUCGACGAGUGGGCGCUGGACACGGCCGCCGCGCUGGACGUCGCGAAUUCGAAUGUAAGCGGCGCCAAGGGCGAGAAGCAGAUGGCGACGGUCACAACCACCGUGGACUCUAUGGGGGAGACGGUGACUGCCACCGUGUUUCCAGACACGCCGGACGCGCUCGCGGUCGGCCGGAGGUGUGCUGAGAUGGGCUUCGGCGUCUAUUGGCACCCGUACCAGAUGAAGCCAGAGUUCUACAGGCCCGACGGCCAGCAGGUCAGUUGCGACGUCGACGAGCACUACGUUCCCUUCAUCCGCUCCCGACGUGGCGGCGACGGUGGUAGCCGCCGAGUUGUGGCGCCGGUCGCCCUUCCAGGAGAUGGCGACUCCGGGCCUGCCGAACCUCCCAUCGAGCCGGCGCUGGACGAGGCGUCUGCGAUCGCGCCGCUCCCAGGAGCAGCGGGGGAGGACUGUCAAUCUCUUCUGGCCGACGUGCAGCGGCUUCUCGACGAGGCCGAGCGGACCGAGCACGACCUCGAGGCGGACACCAUCGCCGACGAGUCAAGCUUCGCCGUCAAGACCGUCGAGACGAAGGACGAGGAGCAGGAGUAUCGCAUGCCGUGCCACGACGUCAACUCGGCCGCGCACAAGAGCAUGCACCUGCCGCGGCUCAAGGGCUGCCACAUUUGCGACGACAGCAAACACCUGCAUAGGUACAAGGUGCGGCACAAGGAGCCCAUGAUUUGGGUCACUGGCAAGGACGCGAUCGACAAGCCCUUCGGGGCGAUGUGCCACUUGGACUGGCUGGAGAUCCGCAGGGGCACCCCAGCCUACAAGACCGCACAGCGCGCCCUCAUGCUCACCGACGACUUGACGCAGUUCAUGGGCGCGGGACCUUCGAACUCGAAGGAAGCCAGGGUGGUGGUGGAGCUGAUUCAUCGUUUCGACGAGCUGCCGCCGUUGAUUCGCAGGUGGUGGUCCGACCGCGCAGCCGAGUUCUUGGCGGCCGCCCGGAUCAUCAGGGCCCAGCGGCCUCUUGCCCACUUCACUUCAGUGCCUUAUAGGCACGCUCCGAGGGCCGAGCGAUCUAAUCGCACCGCUUCCGAGGGGACUCGCGCGGCGCUCAUCCAGUCUGGCUUCGAGGAGGCUUGGUGGCCCAUGGCCCUGCUGUUCUGGAUCUCCCAGUGGAACGGCCUCAUGGUCGGGGCCGACGGCAUGGCCCCCUACUUCCGACGGCACAACCAGAAGGCUCCCUACAUGCAGUACGCGUUUGGGGCGCUGGUGCUCUUCCACCCUGUCUGCCUGGUGAAGGAGCAGGGUGCGGAGCCGCUGCACGACAAGCUGCAGUCGCGCUUGGUCCCGGCUGUCCUGGUGGAAGUCACGAUUGGUCCGGGGGGGAGGUGGGCCUCGAGCUACGGCGUGAUCCCUCUCUCCAGGUUCACCUCCGAUCGUCGGCCGGCCAAGGCUGCGAUCAGGAGGACGUGCGACGUCGUCUUCCCAGAGGACGCGACCUUCCCGCUCAAGCAGCGCCUCGCGAUACACGGAGCGACGGUCGACAAGUCGUUGCCGGCGCCGCAGGCGAAGGAGGGCGAGGAAGGGAACUGGGACAUGAUGGAGGAGGAGGGGGAGGUUGACGUCGAUGCGGAGCACUUCGAUGGGAAGUGGAAGGAGAACGCCGCCAAGUUCGAAGAGUCGGUCCCGCUUGGACACGCGCUGGCGCUGGAGCAGGAGGCGGGCGACGAGGACGAGACGAAGCCCGACACAGACGAGUUCAUGGUCGAGUUCCCGUCCGUCGACGCCGACCGCCGCGACGCGGAGCAGGCAGCGGAGGACAUCAAGCCAGAGAUCACCGCCAUCGAGGGGGGCAAAGCGCCGCCUGGCUGGAGGGCGGAUCGUUUCGGCAGGGGCGACAGAGCACGCCUUGUGCAUGUUCCCCCAUGGUCUCGACGCCCACCAACUUGUGAACCAGAGGUGCGGUGUGGCAUCGGUCGGCGCGCCCAGCGAGAUCUUCGUGACGAGUGGAAGGAGAAGGAUGCGGAGGGCUUCAACGAGCAGGAGGUGAGACGAUCUAUGUGGCUUAAGGCGAAAGGGAAAGGGAUCAUCCACCCAACUGCGCCCAUGGUUGCGGUGGCCCGACAGCCAGUCGAUGGGGCCCCCGACGGCGCAUCAGAGCUGCAGCCAGAGACGGGCGCGAGAGGUGGUGGAUGCUCCCAGGAUUACAUGCACGAGCACCGAGUACCUGCACAGAAUGUGGGCGGCAACUCUGCCGAGAGCCUUGUGCAGCAGGUGCGCAACAUGGUCAUGACGGGCGACUACAUGUUCCUGUUGAUAGAGUUGGGAUGCGCGGACGACAGCGAGCUAGCUGCGAACGUCCGCGAGCACUGCCUUGCCGUUAGGAUCACUGCCAAGGUGGACCUCACCAAGAAGAGCACCAAGAAAUUGCUGCACGCAUUGAUCAGAAGCCAGAACACGCUCAGUUGGGAGUGGCCGGAGUGCAGCGAGCUGUGGGAGAACGAGGCCGCGAAUGGCAUGUUAUCCCGCCAGGGCGCGGUGAGCGCCCUCGUGGCGUCGGCUGCGGUAGGCAUGUCCUUCACCCUCAAGGGCCGGGACGUGUACGUCGACAUGAAGUGGAAGAUCGCGACGACGCACCCGGGCGUGCCCAUUGAGCUGGAGAGGCACGCCGAGAUCCCAGAUCACAUCCCGAAGUCUGCCUUCGUGGAGUGCCAGGGCCGAUUCGCAGCCGCCAGCGCGCUGUACACGACGGAGAUGGCGAUGCUCAUCUGGCAGGCGUUGCGGCCUACUGCCCCGCGCGUGGCCCCAUGCGUGGUCUCCGAUCGUAUCUUGGAGCGCGUGCUGCCGCCAGGACCGCCGAACAUGCCUUUGUGGUGUUGUCUCAUUACGCGCCUGGUCAACAUGCGCUCGGAGGAGGCCAAGACCGAUAGGGCGAAGCAGGCCAUCGACGCGGACGUCGUCGUCGGCAGGGUCUUCGUCAUCUUAGGAUGCAAGAACUCCGAGAUGUCUGAGGACCAGUGGAAAUACCGUGCACGCGCAGUGUUCCAAGGGAACAACAUAUGGACGCGGACUGGCAGGAGCGCCUACGAGAUCUUCGAGGAUGUGUCGAACUCCCCCGCCAGCCUCAUAGCGGCGCGCUGCGCCUUCGCGGUCUCGCUGAUGAAGCAGAUGACUUGCACGUACCGCGACGCGUUCCAAGCGCACCUGCAGGCGACGAUGGACACAGGCACGGACCCUGGCGUGAUCAACCUCGUGGAGCUUCCGCGCGAGUGCCGCGAUACCAUCGCCCAGCUGUUCCUCUACGCGCUCCCGGGCCAUCCCAAAUCUGGGAACAUAUGGGAGACGCACACCGACACGGCAUUCGUCAUCAAGCUCACCGGCUGGAAGAAGGUCGAGGGUUGGCACAGCGUGUGGGUGCACUGCGACGGGAGCAUCAUGGUGAUCUACGUGGACGACUUCAUGUUGGCGGCGACGGCAGCGAACGCCAGGAAGCAUUGGGAGGAGCUCGGCCGGCACAUCGUCUUCCAGGAGCAGUAUGCCGACGUCCUCCGGCACUUGGGGGCGAUCUACAACUUCGACAAGUUCACUGGCGAGCACACGGGGGCCCUGAGGAAGGCGACGACUCCAUUCCCUCCAGAGACCGAAUCGUGGACGCCAGCGGACGACGAGCCAGGGGUUUUCCAGACUUCUGCUUCUUCGUUCGUCGCUUCUGGACGUUAUGCUAGUCUGGUCAGCCGCCCGGACCUCAGUGUUGCCAUCCAGCGUCUUUGCUCGCGUGUGACAAAAUGGUCUGUGACAGAUGACGUGUCCCUCAUCAGACUCAUGGCUUCCAUACAGGAGCAUCGCGACCUGGAGUUGCGCGGCACCUUAGGGCCGAGCGACCUGGACGACUUGGAGAUAGGGCUCUGGCCAGACGCAGAUUGGAAUGGCGAUGCCAAUACCACGAGGAGCACGAGCGGUGUAUUUUGUGAAUUGCAUGGCGUGGGAUCUGGAAACACGUUGCCUUUGACGUGGAAGGUGUCUCACCAAACGGCCACGGCGAGCAGUUCAGCGGAAUCAGAGACGGUCAGCGCAUCCAGCGCAGUCAGACACGUCUCCCUUCCAAUCCCGACGUUGCUCGAGGCCCUCCUGGGCACGCUGGUGCCGAUACGGUGCAGCAUCGACAACACGCAGGCGAUCGCUGCCAUUAAGAAGGACUACAGCAAACGCCUUCGUUGCUUGUCUCGAACACAUCGUUGUUCGAUCGGGGCCAUGAACGAGAUCUACGAGGACCCCGAGGCAGCCCUGGACGUGGUGUACGCUCCGACGGCGACUCACAAGGGCGAUUUCUUCACCAAAGCCUUGAACCCGACCCCGUUCCAGCAGGCUCGGGCGCGCAUAGGUAUGAGGCGCAACGCAUCUGAAGCUCAGCAGUGA
Messenger RNA from Prorocentrum cordatum, 7062 nucleotides. NCBI's taxonomy places the organism in Eukaryota, Dinophyceae, Prorocentrales, Prorocentraceae. The record is from the annotation of a GenBank genome assembly.